This is a messenger RNA of Brassica oleracea var. oleracea, 432 nucleotides long. Its product is annotated as actin-related protein 8-like. The record is from RefSeq and is a predicted model, not a curated record. The transcript has 4 exons. The coding region runs from base 50 to 391 and encodes 113 amino acids. Lineage: Eukaryota; Viridiplantae; Streptophyta; Magnoliopsida; Brassicales; Brassicaceae.
UAUAUUUCCUUAAAUUACAUCAUCCUAUUGCGCCAUUGCGGUAAGCUGCAUGCAUCUCAGGCCUGGGCGGGCAAUGGGCUUGCACCAGGCACUCGCGCUCUGUGUGGACCACUGUGAUGCAGCAGGACUUACAGGUGAUGGUAGCUGGUUUAAGACUGUAGUAUUGGCUGGAGGAAGCGCAUGUUUGCCAGGGCUUGCAGAAAGGCUAGAGAAAGAACUGCAUGACUAUCUUCCUUCAUCUAUAUGCAAUGGAAUCAGAGUAAUCCCUCCUCCUUGCGGCGUGGACACAGCGUGGCAUGGGGCAAAGCUUAUCAGUAACUUAAGCACCUUCCCAGGUCCUUGGUGCAUCACAAUAAAGCAGCUGCCUCGCAAGUCAAGACUAAUGCGGUGAAUCUCUUAGUUUUCUUUACUUCCCCUCCCUUUGCAAAGACC